Messenger RNA from Gavialis gangeticus (Gharial), 6515 nucleotides. It is a transcript of the gene HIPK1, whose product is annotated as homeodomain interacting protein kinase 1. The record is from RefSeq and is a predicted model, not a curated record. Gene Ontology annotation, molecular function: ATP binding; protein tyrosine kinase activity; protein serine/threonine kinase activity. Bases 66 to 3704 code for a protein of 1212 amino acids. NCBI's taxonomy places the organism in Eukaryota, Metazoa, Chordata, Crocodylia, Gavialidae. Gene Ontology annotation, cellular component: cytoplasm; PML body; nucleus. The transcript has 15 exons. Gene Ontology annotation, biological process: peptidyl-threonine phosphorylation; smoothened signaling pathway; intrinsic apoptotic signaling pathway in response to DNA damage by p53 class mediator.
CCGGGCUGUGGCGGGGAAGGCUGUCCGCCGUGGCUGACCCGCUCUCCCUCCGCCCUGUCGCAGGUAUGGCCUCACAGCUGCAGGUGUUCUCCCCGCCGUCAGUGUCGUCGAGCGCCUUCUGCAGUGCCAAGAAGCUGAAGGUGGAGCCCUCCGGCUGGGAUGUUUCGGGGCAGAGCACCAGCGACAAGUAUUAUACCCACGGCAAAAACCUCCCGGCAGCCCCGGGGCAAGCCGGCUCCUCUCACCAGGUAGCCAACUUCAGCCUUCCCGCUUACGACCAGACCCUGCUUCUCCCGGCUCCUUCGGUUGAGCACAUCGUGGUGACGGCCGCGGACAGCACAGGCAGUGGCGCAACAACGUCCUUCCAGAGUGGCCAGACCCUGGCGCACCGGAGCAACGUUUCUCUGCUGGAACCGUACCAAAAAUGUGGGUUAAAAAGGAAAAGUGAAGAGGUUGACAGCAACGGCAGUGUGCAGAUCAUCGAGGAACAUCCACCUCUCAUGCUGCAAAACAGACCUGCGGUGGGUGCUGCGGCCACGACCACCACUGUAACCACCAAGAGCAGCAGUUCCAGUGGUGAGGGGGAUUACCAGCUGGUCCAGCACGAGAUCCUUUGCUCCAUGACAAAUAGCUACGAGGUCUUGGAGUUCCUGGGCCGGGGGACGUUUGGGCAGGUGGCAAAAUGCUGGAAGCGUAGCACGAAGGAGAUAGUAGCCAUCAAAAUCCUGAAGAACCACCCUUCCUACGCCCGGCAGGGCCAAAUAGAAGUAAGCAUCCUCUCCCGCUUGAGCAGUGAGAAUGCUGACGAGUACAACUUUGUUCGCUCUUAUGAGUGCUUUCAACACAAGAACCACACAUGCCUUGUGUUUGAGAUGCUAGAACAGAACUUAUAUGACUUCUUAAAACAAAACAAGUUUAGUCCUUUGCCCCUGAAAUACAUUCGGCCGAUUCUGCAGCAGGUGGCCACUGCUUUGAUGAAGCUCAAGAGCCUAGGUCUGAUACAUGCUGACUUGAAACCAGAAAACAUCAUGCUGGUGGAUCCUGUGCGCCAGCCUUACAGAGUGAAGGUCAUUGACUUUGGCUCAGCCAGCCACGUAUCCAAAGCCGUGUGCUCCACUUAUUUGCAGUCACGCUAUUAUAGAGCCCCUGAAAUCAUCUUGGGGUUGCCGUUUUGUGAAGCUAUUGACAUGUGGUCGCUGGGCUGCGUGAUAGCUGAGCUGUUCUUGGGUUGGCCUCUCUACCCAGGAGCUUCAGAGUAUGACCAGAUUCGCUAUAUUUCGCAAACUCAGGGCCUACCAGCAGAGUAUCUUCUGAGUGCGGGAACGAAAACGAGCAGGUUUUUUAACAGAGAUCCGAACUUGGGAUACCCACUGUGGAGACUAAAGACUCCAGAGGAACAUGAGUUGGAGACGGGAAUAAAAUCAAAAGAAGCUCGGAAAUACAUAUUCAACUGUUUGGAUGACAUGGCGCAGGUGAAUAUGUCUACAGACUUGGAAGGGACAGACAUGUUGGCAGAGAAGGCUGACCGAAGGGAGUACAUUGAUUUGUUAAAGAAAAUGUUGACAAUUGAUGCAGACAAGAGGAUCACUCCGCUGAAGACUUUAAACCAUGCAUUUGUUACAAUGGCCCAUCUACUGGAUUUCCCACAUAGCAACCAUGUGAAAUCUUGCUUUCAGAACAUGGAGAUCUGCAAAAGGAGAGUAAAUAUGUAUGAUACAGUGAAUCAAAUAAAGAGCCCGUUCACAACACAUGUGGCUCCUAAUACAAGCACAAACCUUACAAUGAGCUUCAACAACCAGCUCAAUACAGUGCACAAUCAGGCCAGUGUACUGGCUUCCAGUUCUACCGCUGCUGCUACUCUUUCCCUGGCAAACUCGGACGUCUCGCUGCUAAACUACCAGUCUGCUCUGUACCCAUCGUCUGCAGCUCCUGUUGCAGCAGUGACACAACAGAGUGUUUCCUUACAGCCUGGAACCACACAGAUCUGCACGCAAACUGAUCCAUUCCAGCAGACAUUCAUUGUUUGUCCCCCUGCUUUUCAGACUGGACUCCAGGCGACCACAAAGCAUUCUGGGUUCCCAGUAAGGAUGGAGAAUGCCGUUCCCAUUGUACCACAGGCACCUGCAGCGCAGCCAUUGCAGAUCCAGUCAGGAGUCCUCACGCAGGGAAGCUGUACACCACUAAUGGUAGCAACUCUUCAUCCUCAAGUAGCCACCAUCACGCCGCAGUAUGCGGUCCCCUUUACUCUGAACUGCGCAGCCGGCCGGCCAGCGCUAGUAGAACAGACGGCUGCAGUACUGCAGGCCUGGCCUGGAGGCACCCAGCAGAUCCUGCUCCCUUCCACCUGGCAGCAGCUUCCAGGAGUUGCUCUGCACAACUCCGUACAGCCCACCGCUGUGAUCCCAGAAACAAUCGGAAGCAACCAGCAGCUGGCAGACUGGAGGAAUGCACAUUCCCAUGGAAACCAGUACAGCACCAUCAUGCAGCAGCCCUCCUUGCUGACCAACCACGUCACCCUCGCCACGACCCAGCCUCUGAAUGUCGGAGUCGCUCACGUUGUCAGGCCGCAGCAGAGCAGCAACGUGCCAGUAAAGAAGAACAAGCAGCCAGCCCAGAGCACAGCAAAGCCCAGUGUGACCCUGGAGGCGAUGCCAUCCCAGGUGUACUCGCUGAUUGGGAGCAGCCCCCUUCGCACUGCCUCUUCCUCCUCCAACACGCUCGUUUCUGUGCCGGAGCAGCACCAACCUAUCGUGAUCCCCGACACUCCCAGCCCACCUGUCAGUGUCAUCACCAUCCGCAGUGACACCGAUGAGGAAGAGGACAGCAAGUACAAGCCUGCCAGCUUGGGCAUGAAGCAGCGCUCCAACGUCAUCAGCUAUGUCACUGUUAAUGACUCCCCGGAUUCAGACUCCUCCCUGAACAGCCCGUAUACUGCAGACCCGCUCUCCACGCUCCGGGGUGCGGGAAACGCACUGGAGCUGCCCAGCAGGGGAGCAGCUGACAGCUCCAGCUCUCGCACCAUCAUCAUGCCUCCUCUGAAGACACAGCUGAAUGACUGCAUUGUGGCCACCCAGGCCUCAGGCAUCCUCAGCAGCACCAGUAAGAGCAAGCCAGUGGCAUCGGUGAGUGGGCAGGCGUCUGGGUGCUGCAUAACGCCGACGGGGUACCGACCACACCGCGUGCUGAACAGCGGCGUGCAGCCACUCAACCUCAGCCAGAACCAGCAGACAACAGUGUUGGCCUCACAAGAGAGAAGCGGGAACCCGGCCCCACGCAGACAGCAAGCCUAUGUUGCCCCGCUCCCGUCGACAAUUUCUCAGGCUCCCUACGCCUUCCAGCACAGCAGCCCAGUGCACCCCCACCUGGCGGCAGCGACAGCCAGCACACACCUUCCCAGCCAGCCGCAUAUGUACACCUACGCGCCCACCACCGCUGCCACGCUGGGCUCUACCAACUCCAUCGCUCAUCUCUUCUCCCCUCAGGGCUCCUCACGGCACACGACCUAUGCUGCCCACCCUAGCACUCUCGUCCACCAGGUCCCGGUGAGUGUCGGCCCUAGCCUGCUGACAUCUGCAAAUGUCCCGCCUGCCCAGUACCAACACCAGUUUGCUACCCAGUCCUAUAUUGGUGCUUCCCGCGGAUCUGCUAUUUACACUGGAUACCCGCUGAGCCCCACAAAGAUCAGCCAGUACUCGUACCUGUAACCCCUGCGUUCCCUUUGGUUUGUGGGGCUCAGGUUACUGUUGCUAGCCCCUUUUGGGUACAGCUGUCCUUGGCAAUAGGCCUGCCUGGCUGAAGGAGGAUUUCAGGUGACGUUUCUCUGGUGUUGACUGUGCUAUUGUGGUCACCCCAUGCCUGGUCGUGCUUGAAAGGGUCCCUGACUGGGGGUUUGGUCACUGACCGGGCAGCACCCUUUGUUACCAGUUAAAGGGGCACUGGCUAAGAUUUUAAGCUUUCACUUUUUAUAGAUGCUUUUAAAAGGUCCCAGUCCCACCUAUUUAAAGCUAUUCUGUUGUUUUGGUAAUCAGAGGGGAAGUGGAAAUCAAUGUCUUUAUAGGCAAAUGCUGAUUUUUUUUAACUCAUAAUUUAUACAAAGACUAGCAGAUUAUAUUUUAGCAGCUUGCACAAAUCCAUAUUGCCACUAAAAAUGUAAUGCACAUUUAUGUCAGUAUGUUGCUAGAGCAGAGUUUAAAAUUGAGUUGAAUAUUUUGCAGUUUGUUCUGUAGUUCACUUGCUUACUAGCAGAUCGCCAUUCCUGCAAAGCCCUUACAUCUUCUUGUUUGGCCCUACCUGGAGUUUCCAUUUAUUUUCUGCUCGGUAUAAGGGUACGGUAGAGGCAGCUACCUUAUACUAGCACCGUAAUAUUCAGCAAUCAGUUUGACCCAUGACAUCUCUGCUUUGUUUUCCUGGAAAGGCUGUGUUUCGCUAGUGCAGCUGAGUCUUGAUCACUGCCGAAGCCAUUCAGCUACGUUUUUCAGUUACAUGCAAGAGCCCAUGUGCCUUGCCAGAAUGCGUCUUCUUCUGGUGAGAACGAGUUGCUGUGCUGUGCUGCUCUGCUCUCCCAAGUUGGAUUUCUCUGGUGCACCAGGCACUGCCCUAGCAUGGAGCCAGGUUCCUUUCCCAGAAGCACAGGGCUUUUCUCUGUUCUAGUUUUCUUUAUCUUUUUCCUCGUAUGAUUCAUUUAGGAGGGAGUUGAACAAUUUGAAAUACGAUGAAACAUCAGUGUAUCAAUGUGUACAGCUUUUUAUACUCCUGUGAGCAUAUCAUCUUGGGUAUGCCGACAGCUAACUUCAAAGCGCUCUUAUUAAGACUUGUAUACAGUAAGUGCAUGUAGGAAUUGCAAAAAAAAUCCAGAUUUUAAAGUUUAUUACUGAAUUUCAAACUAUUUUAGAAGUUUUGUAUUGGUGGUGUUUUAAUAUUUUACAUGAAAGGAAAUAUGUACAUAUUGAUUAGAAAAAAAUAUAACAAGCAAAACUUCCUGCUAACCCCAAAUGUUCUGUCUUUGUAAUCAAAAUGUGUAGUGAUUAUACUUGAACUCUGUACUUAGUGUUUGUCUAAUUCUUUAAACGUUCCUGGGGAUGAAAUUGAUGUAUCCUUUGUAUUUAAACCAAAAUGAAUUGAUACAUGUUGGAAUGUAUGUGAAAUAAUGCAAUCGUUAGAGCUCAUCACUGUAGCACUGAGAGAGAGAAGUGGAGCCUCAUGAGAGACAAGGAUACCUUCUGAUUUGUUUUGCACAGGUAUGUGUGAUGAAGAGUUGUUUGGUGUGUCCCCUUAUUGUAGUGCCUUAAAUGAUGAUGUAGUGUGAAUAGAGUUUACAGUGAGCUUGCCUUACGAGGGACCAGCAAGCCCCCGUCGAAUUGAAGCAAUUCACUAAGCUUAUCACAGCAAGAAUAGCAGUCUGUUGCAUAGAUGCAGUGUUCUCCGUUUAACGCUAACAUAAACAGCGACAUUUUUGUUGAGAGUGAAGCGCCGGUUCCUUAAAGCUUUUCCUUGAAAUGGCACAUAUACUGUUAGCCGUCUGUCGAUGCGUUCGCAUAGGGUAGUGGCAGGACCGCCUUGGAAUAUUUAGUCUGAUGUUGCGGAAGUGAUGAAGGGUGUGCAGUCACUUUUUAUUAGAUUCAGUGCGGCAUUACCUUCCCCCGUGUGACUAGCAGACAUUCCUCGUAAAAUAUUGCUAGCUCGGUGAUAGGAUGUUUAUACCAAAGAGAGCCUGCUGUAAAGCACAUCGCAUAACAAUACCAUUGCAGACUUUUAUAAUGCUACUGCUGUUGGGAAGGUGUAUCAGCCAUCGCACUGGUGUGUGAGGAAGUCCUCGGUUGAGGUAACCGGUGUGGUUUUUAAAUGACACUUUGUUUCCUUGACUCCCUCAAACUAGGGUUUAUUUCUUGACCUUCAGUAUCUUGUCUCAGUGGCUAGUAAACUGGCUUAAGCCAGUGGUCUUACUGCAGCAAUAAGAGGUUUUGGCGACCUUGAAACCCAGUUUAUGUUCCGUCUGUAUGGAAAACAAGCUAGGUCUCCCACCGGUUUGUGACAAGGUGUUGUCCAGAGGUGCAGUUUUCAGGUCUGAAAAUCCAUGUUGUUGGGAUAGGAAGAUCUAGGCUGGCCUGGUGCAGAGCGGCUGUAGAAGGCUUGGCAUUUUCUGCAGGAAGAGGAGUAAGCGCUCUGGCACGACAGCAGCGGUUAGAGACCUCACGGACCCGGAGUCCUUGUUUAGCGUCGUUGUAGUCACCGCGCUCCUGUAGAUGUGAGUGAGGAUAAGCGAGCGACCUGUGUGUUUCACAUUGUUGGCGUUAACGAUGCUUUGUUGCUGUAACAUGAUCAGCACAUGUUUUACUUGGUGCCAAGCACUUCCUUGUGUUUCCGUGCGACAUGGCUUAUGUGGAGUACUUUCCCUAGAGAUACCUCUUGGAUACAGAGUUGUGCCUUUCCAUCCAAAGGCAGACUGAAUCCAGCACCUGGCUGUGAUGAAAACCUUUUACCCAGUGUCACAGACACAGCUGCUAAGGCAGCUUAGU